Molecule: messenger RNA, 1309 nt
Organism: Trametes versicolor FP-101664 SS1
Lineage: Eukaryota; Fungi; Basidiomycota; Agaricomycetes; Polyporales; Polyporaceae
Product: 60S ribosomal protein L3
Exons: 7
Coding region: 19-1185 (388 amino acids)
Biological process (GO): ribosomal large subunit assembly; translation
Cellular component (GO): cytosolic large ribosomal subunit; ribosome
Molecular function (GO): structural constituent of ribosome; RNA binding
Source: RefSeq, a predicted model, not a curated record
CCUCAAGACCCCCUCAAAAUGAGUCACCGUAAGUACGAAGCCCCCCGUCACGGCUCCCUUGGUUUCCUGCCCCGCAAGCGUGCUGCGCGCCACCGCGGAAAGGUCAAGGCGUUCCCCAAGGAUGACCCCAAGAAGCCCGUUCACUUGACGGCCAUCAUGGGCUACAAGGCCGGUAUGACCCACGUUGUCCGUGACCUUGACCGUCCAGGCUCCAAGAUGCACAAGCGCGAGGUCGUGGAGGCGGUUACGGUUGUCGAGACUCCCCCGAUGAUUGUCGUCGGUGUCGUUGGCUACGUCGAGACUCCCCGUGGUCUCCGUACCCUCACCACCGUUUGGGCGUCCCAUCUCUCCGACGAGCUCAAGCGUCGCUUCUACAAGAACUGGUACCGCUCCAAGAAGAAGGCGUUCACUCGCUACGCCAAGAAGCACGCUGAGGACGGCGGCAAGUCCAUCGCCCGUGAGCUCGAGCGUAUCCGCAAGUACUGCACGGUCGUCCGUGUCCUUGCGCACACUCAGAUCCGCAAGACCGGCCUCACCCAGAAGAGGGCCCACCUCAUGGAGAUCCAGGUCAACGGUGGCUCCAUCGCUGACAAGGUCGAGUUCGCGAACGGCCUCUUCGAGAAGCCCGUGGAGGUCAGCUCCGUCUUCGAGCAGGACGAGGUCAUCGAUGUUAUCGCGGUGACCAAGGGUCACGGUUUCGAGGGUGUUACGCACCGUUGGGGUACCAAGAAGCUUCCUCGUAAGACGCACAAGGGUCUCCGCAAGGUCGCUUGUAUCGGUGCCUGGCAUCCGUCGAAGGUCAUGUUCUCCGUUGCCCGUGCUGGUCAAAACGGUUACCAUCACCGUACCGAGCUCAACAAGAAGAUCUACCGGAUUGGCAGCGGCGAGGACGAUGCUAACGCGUCGACCGAGCACGAUGUUACCAAGAAGGCGAUCACGCCCAUGGGUGGCUUCCCCCACUACGGUAUCGUCAAGAACGACUACCUCAUGUUGAAGGGCUCGAUCCCCGGCACGAAGAAGCGUGUCAUCACCCUCCGCAAGUCUCUGAUGGUCCACACUUCUCGUCGGGAUCUCGAGAAGGUCCAGCUCAAGUUCAUCGACACCUCGUCGAAGUUCGGCCACGGCGCGUUCCAGACCUUCGAGGAAAAGGCCGCGUUCUUGGGAACGCUCAAGGCCCGGGCUUGAUUGCUGUCUUACUUCGUACCUUCCGCGCUUUUUACCGUUAUGCUACUCCGUCCAUGCUAUGCUUUGUAUUGCCCAAUGACAUGACGCACGCUUCUGACCUUGAAGCAUUACGGUUGUACAUCAU